This is a messenger RNA of Pseudozyma flocculosa PF-1, 1263 nucleotides long. RefSeq lists its product as uncharacterized. Gene Ontology annotation, molecular function: malate transmembrane transporter activity. NCBI's taxonomy places the organism in Eukaryota, Fungi, Basidiomycota, Ustilaginomycetes, Ustilaginales, Ustilaginaceae. The record is from RefSeq and is a predicted model, not a curated record. The coding region runs from base 1 to 1263 and encodes 420 amino acids. Gene Ontology annotation, biological process: malate transmembrane transport. Gene Ontology annotation, cellular component: membrane. The transcript has a single exon.
AUGAAGGGUCAGCUUGCGACGCAACGCCCUGGCGGGGCGGGCGGCUGGCUCGACCGCACCCAAUGCAUCACAUGGCAGUGGUUCACGUUUUCGAUGAGCACGGGCGGGCUGGCCAUCCUGCUCUACAGCAUCGUCCACCGCUUCGACGGCCUGGACACCAUUGGCACCAUCGUCUUCAUCGCCAACCUCGUCAUCUUCGUCGCGCUCGUCGUCGGCGUCUGCCUUCGCUUCGCCACGCAUCGGGGCGCCCUGACCCGCUCCCUGACCGACCCCUCGGAGCUCUUCUUCAUGCCCACCGUCUUGCUCGCCGUCUCGACCAUCAUCACGGGCGCGGCCAACUACGGCAUGACCAAGACGGGGCCCUGGCUCGGAUCGACGCUCCAGGUCAUCUUCUGGAUCCACCUGGGCGUCUGCCUGCUGCAGAGCUGGACGACCUACCUCACCAUCUUUGGCGGCGGCCACAAGCUCAAGAUCGCAGACUACACGCCCGGGUGGAUCUUGCCCUUCCUGCCGCUAAUGCUGCUCGGCACCGUCGCGGCGAGCAUCGUUCCGCUGCUGACGCCCGGCGAUGCGCUCAACGUGGCCGUGGGGGGCCUCAUCCUCCAGGGGCUGGGCUUCAUCCUCUCGCUGCUCGAGUUCGCCCUCUACCUCUUCCGCCUCUCGAUCUACGGCCUCCCUCCGCCGGCCGCGAGGCCGACCAUGUUCAUCGCCGUCGGACCGCCGGCAUUCACGUCAUACGCGCUGCUGCGGCUGAGCGAGAACGCGUCGAGCUACGUCACGGACCAGACGCUGACGCCGCCGGUGCCCAACCUGGCGCCCAUGAUUGAGCUGGUGGCGACGCUGUUUGCGCUCCUCAUCUGGGGGCUGGCGCUGUGGUUCUUUGUGCUGGCGCUGGCGUGCAACGUGGCUGCGGCGGUGCGGCGGCGUCGGUUGAAGUUUGGCAUCGCGUGGUGGUCCUUUGUCUUUCCCAACGUGGGCUGGGCGCUGUCGACCAACGAGAUCGGCAAGGUGCUAGGCAGCAACGCCAUCACCUGGGUGGCGGCCGUCAUGACGAUCAUGCUGGUGGCCGUGUGGCUGCUGCUGCUGUUUCGCUUUGCGUACGCGGUGCUGUCCGGCGCCAUGUUCCGCAUCCCCCUGGACGACCAGAGGGAAGAGGAGCGGGCGGACGAGCCGAGGCGGCUGUGGCACCAAGACGGGCAGGGUCACGGGGUGGCCUCAAACGGGCUCGACGGCCAGACGCUGCACGGCGCCGAGAGGGCCUGA